Messenger RNA from Pisolithus orientalis, 681 nucleotides. Its product is annotated as ThuA-like domain-containing protein. Bases 1 to 681 code for a protein of 226 amino acids. The record is from RefSeq and is a predicted model, not a curated record. Lineage: Eukaryota; Fungi; Basidiomycota; Agaricomycetes; Boletales; Pisolithaceae. The transcript is spliced from 9 exons.
AUGCAACUUAGGCCAAUAAGUUCACUGGCUCGUGGCCCGACGUCUGUCGACCUCGACUUCGACUUCACCGAAGAUAACACCAAGUACGACGCGGUCGUUUUCCUGAAUAACUCAGGUAUAGUGCUCGACGAUACCGGAAAAGCAGCAUUACAGAAUUACUUGAAUCUCAGCGGGAACUUCGUCGGCAUUCAUUGUGCAGCAGACGCACUUCGUGGCACUCCCUUCUUUGGAAAUCAAAUCGGGGCCUACUUCGACUACCACCCUCCUCUCCAGGAGUCGGUCGUUGAAGUAGUGAAUAAUACGCACCCGAGUACGGCGGGACUGCCAGCUAGAUGGAGACCCCUAGAUGAAAUGUAUAACUUCCAGUCCGAUCCUCGGGCGGUCGGCGCUCAAGUCCUGCUUACCGCGGAUGAAUCGAGUUACUCUGAUCCAGGCCAAAGAAGGUUCGAUCACGGAAUGCCUCGCCCCAUUGCCUGGUACCAGGAAUGUGGCGCCGGUGUCCAGCAGGGGUGCGUUGCUGGUCGCAGUUGGUACUCUGGUCUUGGUCAUACCAUCGAGAUUUGGAGCGACGAACUCUUCUUGGGGCAUGUCCUCGGCGGCAUUACAUGGGUGUUAGCUUCCAAAACCACUCGCGCAUUCAACAAGGAGGGCAGAGUCGGAAAUCCGCCAACCGAGGUGUAG